Trichomonas vaginalis G3 is the source of this 7053-nucleotide messenger RNA. Its product is annotated as ubiquitinyl hydrolase protein. Gene Ontology annotation, molecular function: cysteine-type endopeptidase activity; cysteine-type deubiquitinase activity. NCBI's taxonomy places the organism in Eukaryota, Parabasalia, Trichomonadida, Trichomonadidae. Gene Ontology annotation, cellular component: nucleus; cytosol. Gene Ontology annotation, biological process: protein deubiquitination; regulation of protein stability. The transcript has a single exon. Bases 1 to 7053 code for a protein of 2350 amino acids. The record is from RefSeq and is a predicted model, not a curated record.
AUGAGUGAUUCUCGGCAGUCUUUUUUGCAAUGGAAGAAUAACUUCCUCAAUAAUUAUAUUGAGUUUGUGAAAAACGACAGCAACAUUAACAAUCUAAUCUCUUUGUUCCAGGAGAUUAAAGACAGUGGAAAGAUUCGUGAUUCCUUCGGCAAAGACACCAAAACUUUCAUCGAGACAUUCAUCUUCCCACUUAUUAACAUAAUUUUGAACACUCGCUAUGAACAAUACACCAAUUUUCCUCAAAUCAUUAAUUUACUUGAGUCUAUUUCGAAUUUUUACGCAUUUCUAUUCAAAUCGAGCUAUGACAAGUUUCUUACUGACGCUUUAGUAUUGUAUACUUAUACACAAGCGCCUGUUUAUACGACAUCUAACACUACUGGUCAAAAUUACUCAGAAUUGUAUGCAAGAGUACUCAAACCAAUAUCAGUUCCAGAGUUUUGCGAAGUGAUCAAAGUAGUCAUUGCUCAAAACGUCACAUAUGAAAAAAUUAACUUAAUUUUAAACAUUGAGAACCUUCUAAAGACAACUGGUAUUUACCAUGUUUACAUUAACGAAGUCCUCAAGUAUUUAUUACCAGCACUGAUCACAAAAACAGGAAAUUCCCAGAAUAUUCUUCUUGAUACCCCAGAUUUCAGAAUUAUCGAUGAGAUCUACACAAAACUUUGCGAUUUUGCUACAGAAGAUGACCAGAAAGGCCAGAUCCUCCUUUCUUGCGUUAACAUCAACGUAUUAUUCAUCAAAUCUACAAAUCCUGAAGAACAAUUACGUGGUUUCAACAUGAUCAUGCGCGUAACAAAGCAAAUUUCGCAAAACAACAUACAAUACGUAUCAGAUUCCGUUGACAGAACUGGAGUUAUUGGAGAAUUGUGCGCAAACUGCCAUCCAGACGUAAUUGUCACCUUUGCCCAGUUCAUUGAGAUGAUUGCUCCUGUUUACCGCAUUCCAAUUGAGAAAUGCAACAAGCUUUGGGCACAAACAGUCAAUGCUCCGUUAAAUGUGAUGUUCAAGUACGUCCAAGCAUGGAAAAUCAUAGUUAACAUUUACCAGCAAUCGAUCAGAAACUACUUAUUCGAUGCUAUUUCCAAUGGAAAGAAAUAUCCGUAUCCUAUCAUCAACUUUUUGAUCAAAAUCUCAGCGACAGCAACUGAGAACAACAAGAAGACUUUAUUUGAUGAUAUAUUGGCCGCAUCUUUCUCAUGUUUGCCCGAACAAGAAGAAAUUUAUUUCCAAUUAGUCGUUGCUUAUCUUCCAAAGGACCAAGAGAUGAGGAGAGGUGUUCAGAGACAAGUGGCCGACCAAAUAAAGCAAACAAAGAACGUAGACCUCGGAAUGAGGAUAUUAACCGAAUUACUUGGCAGCGCUAACGAUGAAGUUCUUCAUGCCAUCAUAUCAUCAGUCAUUCCAUUCCUGCAAGUCAAACACCUUCCUUUCUUCUCAAGAAUUCUUAACGCUUUGAAAGGAAAAGUUACAGAUGAAGAAUUUACACAAUUUUCAGAUGUUAUGGAAAUCAUUGCCAAAUCAGACAUGUACAAUUUAGAGCAGUUCUUCAUGUCCUUCAAUGCCACAACAUCCAAUCCUUUCCAAUCUCUCCACAAAGUUUCAAUUAUCAGAUCACUUUGUAAUUUCGGCCAUAGAUUGCCAAAUACUAACUUAGUUCACCAGUUAUACAGUGGACUCCUCAUAAAUGACAGGCCUAUGUUCUUAGAUAUCAUCUGGGAAUCGUAUUUCAAAUCUAAUUCACCAUCAUUUAUGAAAUACUUGGUUGAUCUGCACAGCGAAGCACCAGAAUCCAUCCAAGGCUUUGUAGAAAAAUGUUUCACAAACAUAGAAAACGUUGCCAGCCUCAAUAUCCUUCUUAAACUGAUCCACGAAGUAGAAGAUGGAGUUGACAGAAAGGCAAUGAAAUACAUUCCUUUGAAUGAAUAUUUGCCAGAUGAUGAAAUGAGUUUUGUUGACUUGAUUUUGUCAGAAAACACAUAUCGAAUCAUUGUUCCAAUCUCACUCAGCUUGUAUGCAUUUAAACUGAGAGUUUCAAGCUUAGUUCAGUUAAAUCCUUAUUCAUUUACUUUGAUUUCACAGAAAGGAAAUGCUUCAGUCGAAAACUUUUCAUUGAAAGAAGACAAAAUUUUCGAAAUCAAAGUUUACAAUGUCAUGGAUUACAAACCUUUCAUUCCGAAGUAUUUCCCAUCACAAAUCAUAAACCAGGAGAAAUAUACCUCACAAUUAUAUAACGUUCUUUGUAAAGACGAUAACGAACAAUCUCCUGUUUCAUUGAAAAUUUUGAAUUUAUUGCCAACAUUAGAGAGCCAAAACAAUUUACUGAGGAAUGCAAAUACUCCUCAAUCAUGGGCAAGUUUCUUCUCAUCUAAAAUCAGGAACUUGAUGAUCUACCGAUUGAACACAAUUGGUUCAAUCAUCAGUGGAAACCAUGAAGAAUGGAUUGAUUAUUUCUUUAAGACAGGCGGUGUCCAAGUUCUACUUGGAAUUGUCAUUUUCAUGUCAAAGAAAUUGUUUUCUAAUGAUGAAAUCGGUUUAUCACAAUUCAGUUAUUUACUUAAUGUCGUUAAACUCAUUGUCAACACAAAGAAAUGGGAAGACUACAAGAAAGAAAUGUGGUCAGCAUUUGACAACAACGCAUUGUCAAAUUUGAUUCAAAUCUGUUUGUCAAAUCUUACAAAUGAUAAAAUCAUUUCACCAUUGAUGACAAUUGUGAGAAACUUUGAUAUCGAACAGAUGAAACAGAUCCAGUCAUUCAUAGAUCUCUUUAAUUCUACUAUUUUCCAUCCUAAUAAAACGGUCAGAAAUGAGAUUUCGAAUUUGAUUUCUACAUUGCCUCCACCGACACAAGCGAGAUUGUUGAUGCCACUUCUUUCAUUCACAGUCAACAAGCCAUCAGACGCUUUCUUCGAGCGAUUGACACCAAUCACCGAAGUUGUUGAGAAUCCACAGCCAUUGUGGGAUCCAUGUAUUUCCAUUUUGAAGGAAUACUACCAGUCAACAAUACAAGACAGAAGAAAUGUUAAACCAGAAUUUGCACAAAGAGUUUUCGUGAUUUUGGACAAACUUUCAAAUAAAUUUGAAAAAGUUCCAAAUGCGAAUGAAUUGUUUACAUUUUUAGUUGAUUCUGUUUUAUUCAACGGUUUUAAUUUCUAUGAACCAUCUAGUGAAGUUAUUUCAUUGAUUAUCAAACUUUUCAGGCAGAACAACGAAUUGAUUGUAACAAUCUCAAACAAAAUCGAAGAAAUCGAGAAGAUUGUCAUGGAAAUUCCAAAAGAAAAACCAUUCAUGAAACCAACAACUACACCAGAGAAUUGUUACAUUGUUAAUGUCAAUAACAGAUGUGAUUUCCUUUCUUCUAUUCUCCAAUUACUGAAAAACAUUCCACAGUUUGUCAACUUGUUUUUGUCAAGAGAAUACACUGAUAAAGCUCUUAAAGAUUUGCAAUUAAUUUUGGGACAAUUGUCAUUCACUCCUCUCCAGUUUGUUAAUCCAAUUCAGUUCUGUUUGGACUGGAAAAGUGACGACGGUUUUGACAUUUUAAGUGGCUCAUUAAAUGAUGCUCCAGAAUUCUACAGACGAUUAGUUCGAAGUAUUUUAUCAGUUGAUGUUGGAUUGACACCCGUCUUAAGAGGCGAAAUCAGAAGGAAAUUGUCAUGCGAAGAAGAAACAGAAUUUACAGAUAGAUUCUAUUCUUUACUUCCUGUUUCAAUUUCAAACACAGAUGACAUGGAAAUUGCAAUCAAGAAUUACUUGUCAGAAAAAACCGUUUCUACUGACAAAUUUGGUGGCAAUGUCAAACCAGCAAUUCAAGUUGACAAAAUCUCUAAACCAUCUAAAUUGUUAGUUGUCCAACUGCAGAGAUUCACAAAGAACGACCAAGGAUUUAAAGAGAAAAACAACAAAGAAGUUAAAUUCCCUCUUAAAAUCGACAUUUCCAAAUACAUGGAAGGAAAUAAUUCUAAUAAUAAUAAUUCAGUAGAUUUAUUAGGAUUAUCAAAUAAUUCUAAUAACUCAGUUGAUUUGUUAGGCUUAGGAAAUAGUAAUUCUAAUAGUGACACUGUUUAUGAGUUACGAGGUGUUUUGGCACAUAAAGGAUAUCAAUUCGAAGGACACUAUAUUUCAUAUGUUAAGAAAUACGAAGACAACAAAUGGUACAUCUAUGAUGAUUCCAAUGUUUUCGAGAUCAGUGAAGAACGAAUGAUCAAAGACUGUACAGGCGGAAAUGACAUCUGCAAUGGUUAUGGAAAUCUUACACAUGUUGUUAAUUACUUCCCAUGUCAGAAAGAAAUCUCAGGAUACAUGUUCUUCUACUCACAAGUUAACUGGCAAAAUGAAAAUCUUUCUAUGUCAGAGACAGUCAAAAACGAACUCAUCAAAUCAACAAAAGAAAACAUAUAUAAAGAUAUAUGUUCAUCAAGUGAAUAUUCUAGAUUGAUUUUGAGUUGUUCAGAUGUUGAUAUUGAUGGCAAAUUCCUUUACAAAUCUAUCGAAUCUCUUUGUAACAACGAGAAUGUCACUGAAUCAAAGAUUUCUCCAUUGAUUGAUCGCUUCGUUCAGUUGAUUUAUUCACGUCCAGAAUUAGCAAACUCUAUUAUUGAAAACGUCGACCAAAUCGACAAAUACGUCUUGAAUGGCAUCACAGCCGUUGCAAGGAAAUCAUUUGCAACAAUCUUCAUUCAGAGUCUUGAACGAUCAUCACCUGAGAAAAGAAAACAUUUCGAACAAAAUAUUUUACAACGAAUUCCUAAUUUGUCUCCAUAUUUCAAAGUAUUCGACGAUUUCUGGCGAAUCAUUUCUAAAAUUGUUUCAAUUGAUUUCGAUAUUGGUGAAAACAUCUUCAAGACAAUAUUAGAUUUUGUUUGUCUUACAUUGCCUUCAUUCGCAACAAACUACAGUCGUGAAUCUGUUAUUUCUAUUGUCAAUGUUGAUACUAUUUUUGAAAUUCUUUCAUCGAUCAACAUUUCAAACGAAAAUAAGCAGUCAUUUUCACACGAAGUUAUCAACAAACAGUUCAUUGACAUUUACAUCAAACCACGAAAUCACUCUAAGUCAUUUUGCAAAUUCAUUUCUUCAUUCAUCGGCAGUGACAAGAACCUUGCAAUUCUUUUGACAAAUGUCUUCUAUUCCGACAUGAACAUCACCGCAUUGACAUGCUCAAGUUACUUAGUUUUAUCACUUUUCAUUGAUAAAAGCAUCUCUAAAUCAUUUUGUUCAUCUAUUGUUUCGGCCAUUGAACUUAAAGGCAGCAACAGCAAAAUAGAGAUCAUUUCAGAAAUUAUCGAACGAAUCAGAUAUUACAAAGAAGAUUUUAGUGAUUCAUUCAUCAAUCUUUCACAAAUGAUCCUUCAAACAUUCAUCAUGUGCAAAUCAGAAAACGUUCGAAGUCUAGUUGAAAGUCUUUUGGGCACAGUUUUCCCAUUCAUUUUCAGCAAAGACGAACUUAGUGAUUUGGAACGACAGCACUUGACCGAUCUGUUUUUGUCUCUCCACUCUAUGUUACCCGACAUCACAACAACAUUCAGGAAACUUCGUGAGAGCUAUUACUACCGCGAGAUCAAGCGCGAACAGUUUAAUUCAUACUCACCAUGUGUUCAUUACUUCAACUUGAUCAAACUUAUUGUUGUUCGUGGUCAUAUGAACACUGCUAUGUUUGAAUGCGGUAACUCAUUCAUCGACACAUUGAGUGUUAUCACACAAGAGCGUAUUGUUCCUAACUAUUCAUUGGAGAGCGAAUUCGACUUGUUACAAUCUAGUAUUGUUGAUGGUACCGAAUUUUUCUCUAAAAACUCAUUCACAAAAUUCAUCCGAUGCUUCCCAAUUGUUAAAGGACAUUUCAAUGAUCAACAGAUCCUUCAAUUACUUCGGAUUGUCCCAAACACAACACGUGGUACCGAAAAGAUCGCUAAUUCAGAUUGUUUCAAGUCCAUCUGCAAAGAUUUCAUGUCUAAUGAGGUCCGCACAUUUGUUGAGCAACGUUUAACAGUUGAUAACGCUAAAUUAUUUGCUAAAGGUAUGUGGAACAUCGAUGUUAUUGAGUCGCAGAUCAAGCGAAAGAAUGCUGACUAUUUCAUCUUGAGCUGGGAACUCUUAAGUAAAGAUCCAAACACAUCAUCUAUUUUCUACUCUAAAGAAAACAUCUGUUCAUUCUACUCGGGUGUUAACAAAGUUGAUAAUCCUAACAUGCGUCCUGUUAUGAAACUUUUUGCCGCAUUUAACCAUGCAUAUUAUCAAGUCAACAAAGGCAAGAAGCGUCUUGGUUUUGACAAAGUCAACAUUGUUCUUGACUGCUAUUUUAAGACAGCAAAAGUUAACACUAAACAGUUGAUCAAUUGUAUGCAAAUCUAUUAUCCCGAUAAUUUUGCAUCGGGUGGUAUCCCAGAUUUCUUACGAUCUCUUUGCAUUAUGUCUAAUGAUAUCCGUAACCAUAUCUUCAACGAAGUUAUUGGUCUUGAUAAACCAUUGUUUGAUGUCUACAUCCCCGACGAAUGCAUUUUCAUUGCACGCUUUUUAGUUGAACUUUGUUCUCCAGAAUACGGUAAUUCAGGUCCAAGUCAAGUUCUUCUUGCCCGCGAACUCGGUUCACUUGCAAAAGUUCAGUAUCCAGUUGGUGAAGCACUUGAGAUCAUGGCUCAGCGAUACUGGCGUACCGAAACCGACACCGGUGAAGGCAAUGACGACAUGAUCAAAUUCGCAUGUGACAUGUUAGUUCGUAAUUGUUCAUGCGUUGAAAGUAUCAGUGGGACAUGCCGCAUUCUUGAAGUCAAAUACUCAAAAUCUCUUGGUGAAGAUAAAGUUAAAACAUGGCUUGACAAAGUUUAUAAACAAGCAUCUAUUUGUAUUGCACGUGCAUUAGUUGUUGAUUCUAACUCACCCGACAUCUCUAUGUUUUACGCAUGCAUUGAUUUUUCAACUGAACUUCACGAUAAACUUCCCGACAUCGAACUUCCUAAGCUUGCCGUUGAUCGAAAUGAGAUUCUUUAUUCUAAAGCAAACUCUAAGAACGAAGACAAACUUACAUUCCUUGACCGCGUUAUCCAAAUUAUUGGAAUCUAA